GAGGCGGGAGCGAAGUCUCGCGAGAAGAGGCAGUUGCCGUAGCGGAGCCCUCUGGGUCUGUGCGAGUGUGUGAGUGGAUGUGAGCCGCCGCCGGAGCUGCGGACGGUUUGCCGAGCCCGUUAGCGCCGCUGGCCCAGAGUCCCGCCGCCGUCAUGUCCCGAUACUUGCGCCCCCCUAACACGUCUCUGUUCGUCAGAAACGUGGCGGACGACACCAGGUCUGAAGAUUUACGUCGGGAGUUUGGUCGCUAUGGUCCAAUAGUAGAUGUUUAUGUUCCACUUGAUUUCUACACUCGACGGCCACGAGGAUUUGCAUAUGUUCAAUUUGAGGAUGUUCGUGAUGCCGAAGAUGCUUUACAUAAUUUGGACAGAAAAUGGAUUUGUGGACGACAAAUCGAAAUACAGUUUGCACAGGGGGAUCGGAAGACACCAAAUCAAAUGAAAGCCAAGGAAGGGAGGAAUGUAUACAGCUCUUCACGAUAUGAUGAUUAUGACCGAUAUAGACGUUCUCGAAGCCGAAGUUAUGAAAGGAGGAGAUCAAGGAGUCGUUCCUUUGAUUAUAACUAUAGGAGAUCCUACAGUCCUAGAAACAGUAGACCGACUGGAAGACCACGGCGUAGCCGAAGCCAUUCCGACAAUGAUAGAUUCAAACACCGAAAUCGAUCUUUUUCAAGAUCUAAAUCCAAUUCAAGAUCACGGUCCAAGUCCCAGCCCAAGAAAGAAAUGAAGGCUAAAUCACGUUCUAGGUCUGCAUCUCACACCAAAACUAGAGGCACCUCUAAAACAGAUUCCAAAACACAUUAUAAGUCUGGCUCAAGAUAUGAAAAGGAAUCAAGGAAAAAAGAACCACCUAGAUCCAAAUCUCAGUCAAGAUCACAGUCUAGGUCUAGGUCAAAAUCUAGGUCAAGGUCUUGGACUAGUCCCAAGUCCAGUGGCCACUGAUAGUAUAAAUCAUGAUACUUCUAGGCAUGUAUCAUUCAUUUACUCAUAGUUUGGUAUACUUAAAUUAUCAGGAAUACAAUGUUGCAAUGAUGCGUUUAAAAACAAACAAACAAACUUAACUUGUUAGCUUUCCCUGUACUGGGCAAUGGUUAUAAUUAAAAUGAUAUGCUGUUGAGAAGCCACUCUUAAGAGUCCAGUUUGUUUAAUGUUAUGGGCAGCUACCAAUUUGUGGUGUCUCUGUAUAUUUUUGUAAAGACUCUCAUUUUUUAUGCUUGAAGUAUUUGGUGAAAAGAUGUUGGUGACCAUAAUUUGCAACAUUGUCUUAUUAAAAAUAAAUUUUCAUAUCCAUAUUUGGUAGAACUGUUAACCUAGAAAUGUAGCUUGCUGAUAAGAUAGAAUGAUACAAAAGUGAAGUGGUAGCCACAUUACAACACUGACUGCUCAGACACAUUUAGGUUCAGGGUGGACCUUUAUGUCUUGUCAAGGUGUCUAAGCCCGUGAUGAUUAUUUAUGCAGUGUGGAAUAGUUCUUUUGUUAACUCCACUGUCUGGGGGUUGAUGCCAGCUGGGUUAAAUAGCGUUUUCAGGGAGAUUGACCUUUUCACUGAAACAUGGAGCCUUCACUGCUUUCCCCCCACCUAAAUCCCUGCUGGUUUCUAUGAUUUGGAACAUUAAAGCAUAAGGGGAAAAAAAGUUCCCUUUAAGUUUUGAGUGUGUCGAUGAUCACAGAAAUCAUUUUAAGGGGAAAAGACUGUUCUUAGCAUAGUUUCUCUAAAAUUUAACUCUUGUUGAUCAUUGUUAUUUAGGGGUUUUGUUUUGUUGUUUGUUUUUUCUGUUAGAAACAAGUAAACUGUUUGAAAGUACAUUUUGUUUAUAUGCAUAGUGUAAAACAGACUGAAUUUUGAUGCUCACAGCACUUGACAUGUGCGUUUGUAUCAAAGUCUGCCUGUCCAUAGGGAGGCUUGCUCUUUACACCUCAGUUUAUUCAUGUGAGGCAAGCUGAGAAGAUCACUCCGAGGUGAUUUGUGGUGCCGUGAAUUUUUGGAAAAAGUUGAGUUUUAAGCAAAAGCCACAUCACUUAGUUUUUUGGUAAUGUAGGACAUGGAUAAAAAAAUAACGAAAUGGUACCCUUAAAUAUUUAUAAUUUCUAGUACUUCUCUUCAAGAUUGUUUUGGAGGCAAUAAAGUGACUUGAAAUGUCCGGUGUCAUUUCAGAAUACAAAGCUAGCGUCUCUAAGAUCUUAGACUCCUUGCUUACAGAUGUGAGUGAAGAAACUGUGGGGGAUGAUCCUCCUAGAGGACUACCUUAUUUUUCCUUUCAAUUUUGUUUUUUAGAAAUCUAGUCCUUGCUUGUAGACAAAAGAUGGUUUUAAGAACUGUUUGUGGAAUGUGUUUGGAGGGUUAAUUCUAGAACCUUUGUAUAUUUAAUAGUAUUUCUAACUUUUGUUUCUUUACUGUUUGCAGUUAAUGUUCUUGUUCUGCUAUGCAAUCAUUUAUAUGCACGUUUCUUUAAUUUUUUAGAUUUUCCUGGAUGUAUAGUUUAAACAACAAAGUCUAUUUAAAACUGUAGCGGUAGUUUGCAGUUCUAGCAAAGAGGAAAGUUGUGGGGUUAAACUUUGUAUUUUCUUUCUUAUAGAAGCUUCUAAAAAGGUAUUUUUAUAUGUUCUUUUUAACAAAUAUUGUGUACAACCUUUAAAACAUCAAUGUUUGAAUCAAAACAAGACCCAGCUUAUUUUCUGCUUGCUGUAAAUUAAGCAAAGAUGCUAUAAUAAAAACAAAAUGAAGGAAA
Molecule: messenger RNA, 2728 nt
Organism: Grammomys surdaster
Lineage: Eukaryota; Metazoa; Chordata; Mammalia; Rodentia; Muridae
Gene: Srsf10
Product: serine and arginine rich splicing factor 10
Exons: 6
Coding region: 153-941 (262 amino acids)
Molecular function (GO): RNA binding
Source: RefSeq, a predicted model, not a curated record